AUGCCCAACGUUGAUCUUAACCCUUGUGUCUACCUUAGUAAGGCAAUAUCUACGACACAAUUUUUUAAAGCUCACCCUGUCGUGCGUGUGAAUAUAGAAAAUAUCUGGGCCAAAUUUUACGUUAUCGCUGUAACAGUGGUAUUAGCGAUAUCGAUCGCUGUUCAUCACGGGCUGAAGUCUUUUCGGAAUCGAUUUUGCUAG
Molecule: messenger RNA, 201 nt
Organism: Plasmopara halstedii
Lineage: Eukaryota; Oomycota; Peronosporomycetes; Peronosporales; Peronosporaceae
Exons: 2
Coding region: 1-201 (66 amino acids)
Source: RefSeq, a predicted model, not a curated record